Messenger RNA from Penicillium brasilianum, 240 nucleotides. NCBI's taxonomy places the organism in Eukaryota, Fungi, Ascomycota, Eurotiomycetes, Eurotiales, Aspergillaceae. The record is from the annotation of a GenBank genome assembly.
AUGGAGUGCCCCUUCCGACACUUUGACCAGCUGCUGGGGAAGCUACCUCCAGAGAUCUGGCAGUGCGUCUUAGACAUAUUAGACUGUGCCAGCCACUCCUCUCUCAAAGCUGCGGUGCUCUGCAGCUCUAAUCCGAUAAGAUCUGGGAACAACGUACACUUCCUACUCGUCUCUGCGCAUACGUGGCUGAGAAUCUUCAGAAUGUUUGGUAAGCCUUCAGAAUGUUUGCUGGUGGCAUGA